AUUUCUUUACGGAGGGAGUACAAAAUAGGGCAUUUCAAUACAUCAUUAGGUCUAUAUGGGUAAAAGUUUCCUUCAAAGCACGUUACCUACUCAGUAGUCACUGUUACCAAGGUUUCAGAAAAUGAAGCGUGCACUUUUGCAACUUUAAUUCUACAUAUCUUCUCAUGAAUGAAGGUUAGUAAGAUUUUAUUAUCGCACGUUUAAGUUAUUCGUAAUGACUUUGUCCUGAAUGCUAUAGACCUUCACUACCUGCAUUGCCACGAAAGUUCUCAUCCGAAGUCUAUUAAUAUGUGUUCUCUACAUUAACUUGAGGGCUCAUAUCGCCAUCCUCGGAGAACUACAAAUCUUUGCAACCUAUCCUUGAAGAGAACACAAAUAUGGAGACUGGAAAACAUAUCUUGUGCAGACACCCACCAACUUAUGGCAACCUCAUCACAAUUCUUUCUAUCGAUGGUGGAGGGAUUCGAGGACUCAUUCCAGCUGUUGCUCUUGCCUUUCUAGAAUCAGAGUUGCAGAAACUUGAUGGAGCGGAAGCCCGGUUAGCAGACUACUUUGAUGUCAUUGCUGGGACCAGCACAGGGGGACUUGUGACUGCGAUGCUCACUGCACCAAAUAAGAAGAGAAGACCACUUUUUGCUGCGAAGGAUAUUCAAGCAUUUUAUAUGGACCAUGCUCCCAGAAUUUUCCCGCAGCUCAGGGGUGCAUUUGGUAGGAUAAUGAGGAUACUUCGCUCAUUGUCAGGACCUUGUUAUGAUGGCAAGUACCUUCAUGAAGUUGUGAGAAAGAAGUUAGGAAGCGCCAGGCUGCAUCAGACGUUAACAAAUGUGGUAAUACCGACUUUCGACAUCAAGCGGCUACAACCAACCAUUUUUUCGUCAUAUGAGGUUAAGAAGAAGAAGAAGAGCACAAUGGAUGCUUUGUUAUCAGAUAUUUGCAUCAGCACGUCCGCUGCUCCAACUUAUUUGCCUGCUCAUUACUUCAAGACUGAAGAUUCUCAUGGAAACACCAAGGAGUUUAAUCUUAUUGAUGGGGGAGUAGCUGCCAAUAAUCCGGCCUUAGUUGCCAUUGGAGAAGUAAGCAAGCAGAUAUUCAAGCAAGAUUCAGAUUUCUUCCCGAUAAAACCUAUGGACUAUGGCCGGUUUUUGGUCAUUUCACUUGGCACAGGCUCAUCAAAAUUUGAAGAGAAGUACGAUGCACAAAAGGCUAAAUCAUGGGGAGUGUUGGAUUGGUUACUUAGCAGUGGAUCCACACCAUUAGUAGAUAUCUUCACACGGGCAAGUGCAGAUAUGGUGGAUAUUCACAUUGCUUCUGUUUUCAAAGCCUUACAUUCUGAGCAGAACUAUCUGAGAAUUCAAGAUGAUACCCUACGGGGGACACUCUCCUCAGUUGAUGUUGCCACCAAGGAUAACUUGGAGAAACUUGUCAAUGUUGGAGAGUUGCUGCUAAAGAAACCUGUCUCACGGGCAAAUUUGGAGACUGGCCAGAUGGUGCCUACUUGUAGUGAAACGGAGGAGACCAAUGAGGAAGCUCUCAAGAGAUUUGCAAAGCUGUUGUCUGAUGAAAAGCAAAUUCGUCAAGCAAGAUCACCGAAAUGAAGUCCGAUCUCUUUUACGUCAAUGCUCUGCCAGAGAGAAAUUUUCUCUGCAUGGCAUACCCCAGUUGCCAAUUUGUUGAAGUUUCAUUGUAACAUAGUUAAAUAAAUGUGUAGUGUGGCAUACUGAUUGCUCUAGUUUGAUAAUGUUAGGCGCCGAUGGCUUUAGAUAUGUAAAUACACAUAUUUUUUAAAUAAAGUUAAUCAUUUAAUUA
This is a messenger RNA of Hordeum vulgare subsp. vulgare (domesticated barley), 1806 nucleotides long. RefSeq names its product patatin-like protein 2. Gene Ontology annotation, biological process: lipid metabolic process. The transcript is spliced from 7 exons. Gene Ontology annotation, molecular function: monoacylglycerol lipase activity; glycerophospholipase activity. Lineage: Eukaryota; Viridiplantae; Streptophyta; Magnoliopsida; Poales; Poaceae. The coding region runs from base 378 to 1595 and encodes 405 amino acids. The record is from RefSeq and is a predicted model, not a curated record.